Molecule: messenger RNA, 11099 nt
Organism: Choloepus didactylus (southern two-toed sloth)
Lineage: Eukaryota; Metazoa; Chordata; Mammalia; Pilosa; Megalonychidae
Gene: TMEM72
Product: transmembrane protein 72
Exons: 5
Coding region: 2100-2888 (262 amino acids)
Source: RefSeq, a predicted model, not a curated record
CCCAGCUCACCUGCACGGGGAAGGUCAGUGCGGCCAACGACGAGGGCAGUUCUUUGUGUUAAGAGAGUGUGAUCCUGAAGCCCCAAGUAUAUGGCCUUCAUUCCCUCUCUCCAUUGUCAAACUGUCAGCUCCUUGGUCCCCAUUCCCAGCUCAGGGUGAGGGCCCCGCGGCUGUGUGUUCUGCUGGAUGGUGAUGCAGGUGGGACAGUGUCACACUGAACUAGGUGGCCCUGGAGAGGCAGUUUCCCUUCUACCUCCCACCUGCCUGCCCCCAGGGAGGAAGGAGGAUGGGAAGGGUGUGCCAACCUCCAGGAGUGCUGAAGCCCUCACAUCUGGGCCACACACACUUGAGGAUGCCAGGGCCAGCAGGCACUCAGCUGAGGCUCACACACCUGAGGGUCACACAGGGCAACCCUGCACCUGCAGGGCCCCGAGGGUGACAACCUGCUUAUAUUUUAGAAUGAGGCCUCCUUGUAUCUAGAACGAGGGCCUCCUUACAUUUUGCAUCCUGGUGCCCUGCUUCCCUUACCCUAGCCCUAGCCCUGCUGGAUGUGUUUUAAAGACAGCACUGCCUGAAUUUGGAAUCUUGGUAGAGAUUCGGGGUUCAGUGCCACAAGGAAGGGCGCCUGACCCCAUCCACGUGAUUGACCACCAGGCCCUUGGGGGAGCGGGUUGGUUGGUGUGUGUGGCCUGGGGAGACAGACACUCAAGACAAGAUGGCCUGUGCCACCUCACAAUGGGGGGGGGCUGCAAAGAAUUUGUGGCCCUUUUUAAUCUAACACAUCUCCUGCAACAGAGACCCGAAGUGACAGUGCUUUAAUUAGGCACGAUUCCCUCACUUGGUUUAGAAGUAGAUGGGAGUCAAUUUAUAUUUUCUGCUCUCGAACCCAGCCAUCCCCUCAUAUGUCUCUGAGGAUGUGAUGGUGUCACAGGGAUGAGCAGGAAAGCUGCCACCUGUCAUGGGCUUACGUGAGAGGUGGCACCUGGUACAGGGUUGGGAAGACUGGGAGAUGUGGGGAGAGAAGCCUUAGGGACCCGAGUGGCAGGAGCUUCCUCACAGCAGAGUCCCCAGGGGACAGUGACUUGGCUCCACCUUGGAUUGCGGGGCCGGGAGGAUGGCAGUGGGGCUGGUGUCAUCAGGGCCACGGGGUGCAGACUUCUUGGUGGACUUGGCUCUCUGGAGGGACAGAAGGAAGUGGAGGACAUGGACUGGAGGAGCCCACACCUGUCCUCACCCAGUGAGGCUGCCGUGACCUGGCCCAGCCCCAGGAGCUGCACAGAGGAGCACCCAGAGACCAGUCCUCAACCUUGUCCCAGCUGCCGGAGUCACGGCCGCUCACAGUCCCAGACUUGCUCGGCUGCUCACCUCAGGACCCCAGGCAGAGUGGGUAGAGUGGACCCCACCCAUGUCCAGGUGCUCAGGGCAAAUUUGUUGAGUCUGGGACUGUCAUGUCCUUUGUCCCAUGCCUUACCCAGGCCACACAGAAGGAGCACCGUGAGGGGGGGUGAGGACGGGCUGCUGGGGAAUUUGGACCCGGUUCUUGGCUAUUGGGUUUGAGCCAUCCUGGCUGCAGACCCUCAGGCUGUGGCAGCUUCCAGCACCCAGAAAAGGGAGCCUUACAGCUUAGCGCCCUGGCCAGGAGCAGGCUGGGUGCACAGGUGAUGGGAAGGGCAUCUCCAUGGUUCUCACUCACCACUGCCUGGACACUAGGCAGGUCACAAGGCAGCAAAGGGGCUGUUUCCUGCCUCAACUGAUUCAGACAUGUUGAAAAUCCAUCCACAGCUAGACUGGAGGGUCCCCUGCCAAUAACAAGAUGGGUCUCCUCUCUCCAGGUGACUCCCUACUGUGUCCCCUGGAGGCCCCAGGAAAUGCCCUCCCCACCUGCACUUUCCCACCAGCAUCCUCCCAGCCACCAGCCAGGGCCCUGGAGCACCGUGAAUGGGGCCCAGGGCCUGACUGCACCUCAUUCUCCAUGACCUGGGUGGGCAGGUGCUACCCCUCAGGGAGACUGGGUGUUUCCCACAGAUAAUGUGGAGUUGCUAACUGCCCCCUUUCGAGGUGCUGUGCCAACUAAACAAGGUGGAUGUACAAAGCCCAGGAUGAAGCCUGGUGUGAGGAGGGCCUCUGUUAAAGUGUUGAUCGGCGUGGGCACUGAGACCUUCCUUCGAGGGCAGUUCACAAGCCUGGCUUUCUAUCUCCUGUUUACCGGAGCCGCUGUCUCACUGUGCGAAGGGGCCUAUUUUGUGGUUCAGCUGCUGACCAUCUGCUUCCAGUGUCCGCCAGGCUCCCUGGCCCACAGAGCCAGGGAGAGGGCCCACUGGCUGGGCUGCUUCCAGAAGUUCCUGGCCUAUGUGCUGCUGUCCGUGGCCUGCUUCCUCCACCCCGUCCUGGUCUGGCACGUGACCAUCCCAGGCUCCAUGCUCAUCGUCACAGGCCUGGCCUACUUCCUGCUGAGCAAGCGGAAAAAGAGCAAAGCCGCCCCUGCCACACUUACCCCCGUGGAGCAGUACACAGACCCCUCCAGCAGCGUGGUCAGCACCACCGGCUCUGGGGACACCGAGCAGACGUACACCUUCCAUGGGGCCCUCAAGGAGGGGCCCGGCUCCCUCUUCACCCACAUGAAGAGCAUCUUAAAGGGGACCAAGCAGCCCCAUGCCCUGCAGCCCCCCAGUGCCGUGGUGGAGCUCACUCUGGAGCCAGCGGAGCCAGGCGCCAAGAAGCAGGUGCACUUUGAAGAGAAAGUGGUCAAAAUCAUCCCGUCCCUGGGCGAGGGCCUGGACAAUGGGGACAGCGAGCCAGAGGAGACCACCUCAGACACCACCCCCAUCAUCCCUCCGGCCCAGGGCCUACUCUUCUUGUCUUCGCUCACAGCCUCAGGCCUGUUCUGAACUCCCUGUUUCAGCCUUGGGGCACCGAGGGGGCCUUUGCCUGGAGUUCCCUGACAUCUGCAGGCCCAAUGAUCAACUCGCCCCCUCGUAACUCAGCUCCUCGAUGGGUUCAUCCUCAUGGGGGCUGGGCCUCUGGGGCCAUCAGGUAGCCUGAAAAUCCACCAGCCAGCUGUCCCCAAGGGAGGCACAAAUGAAACUCAUGCAGCCUCAGCCAGCACAGUCCUCCCUCCUGGCUGUGGAGCCCAGAGAUCCUCAGGCUGUCCCCCAAAAGAGAUCAGGUCUCCCACCUCACUAAAGGCUGCAGGUGCCCCUGCCUCGGCCCCAGAAGGCACAAAUCCAGUCCACCCAGAAGAAGCCACUGGGUUUCCCUGGCCCCUCCCAGGACCCUGCAUUCACCAAGACCCCUUUGUGGCCUAGUUAAGCAUCUCAAAGACAUUUGUUAAGGGUGGCCUUGGGUCCAGCUGAGAUUGCCCAGGGUGGAGAGGGGCGGCCAAACUGACCCUCCAGGGAAGGGAGUGGCGCCAGGUCAUGGGCCCUCCAGGGAAACAAUGCCAGUCUGUGCUGAGAGAAAGCCAGGCCAGUGGGCCAAGCAAUCCCAGAGGCAUCCUGGUCACAUGGACUUUGGGCUCUUUCAAGAUUCCACAGAGAUGACGUUGGCUGAAAGGUCCUGGAAAGCCUGGGUCUGCAUUUAGCAGGAUUGCCUGCCUGUGGGGGCUGAGCCCUGGGGUCUACACAGCACCAAGAGGGGCCUGGGAGCAGAAUGGGUGGUAAAUGUGUUUGUUCAAACUGGGAAGGAGGGAGGAAAGCAGGCCAGCUGUCUGCCGUGGCACUACAGAGAAGUGAUGAUGAGCUCAUAAUGAACAAAACUCAUUGGAGUUAGAUGCUCAAGUGAUUUGCAAUAUAGUUUUUACUUCUAAAAGAGUGUUUUUUGGCUCCUUAGACUGUUGCAAAGAAGAGCAGACAGGUUAUUCCUGAUAAUGAGCAAUCCUAAGAAGAAGCACAUCUUCCAACUAGAGAGGCUUAAUGCACACUUUGAUGUCUACAUAAGAAAGUUGUGUUGAUUCCUGUAGACUUUUCAGACUGUAGACUUGUGUUGAAUUGCCUACAAGUUACUUUGCAUCUGUGUUGGAAUAAUGGCCAGCCAGAAGCCAGCAUCAGUGUGGUGCCUGAAAACAGUAGACAUUCCAAGUAAGCAGAGCACUUGCCUGCAAUAACCCAGUUCUUCUCUGAAAUCGAAUGAGAAAAGCAAAUAAGCACAUUCCAGUAAGCCCUUGACUCUGCAAGCCCUAGAGCUGUUUGUUUUGCUGCCACUGAAGAGGGACCUCCAAGGUCUGAAAGCCCAGAGGCAGGUGGGAUCAAGUAAUAUAGAAUGUACUUUGUGGGUGGGCAUGGAUUGUACACAAUUCCUAAUGGGCCAGGGGUCCCAGGCAGGCCCCCUGUGCAGGAGCAGAGUGGGGGAGAACCAGCUAGCUUGCCAUCUGCCCUGUGUGGAAGGGAAUGUGAUCCACAGAGAAGCUGACAGCAAAGGUAUUUCACCUCUGUAGGGAUCUGGCUGCUCCUGCUCACCAGGCAGGGCAACCUUCUCAGAGCCGGGGGAGCUUGACGACUGGGUCUCAAGAGUCAAAACCUACAGUGUCACCCCAGAUCCAUCAGCCCCAUUUAAUAACAAAUUUGUAAGACUGCAAGCUAGAGCAAUGCUUUGGAAAUGUCUUAGAGGUAAGAGGUAUUGGAGAUUCCUGAGGACACGUUGUGCAUGAGGUCCUGGUUCUGAGACAUCCAGCCUUCCUGGUCCCCAUCACCAGUUAGGGGCGAAUCUGCUGGCUGCACCACCUGAGAGGUUCCAGUCAUGCUCAGACUCUCUUGCUGUGGCCAAAAUAGGAGCUGGGGUGAGGCCAUUAAAUAGACCAUGGCCCUCAUGCCUAUAAGCCAAGUGGGCAAGAAAGUGGCACUUGCUCAGCAGAAGCUGCAGUAGACAUAUUUUAGAUGUGGCACAAGAGCCUUUCGAAGUAGGCUGGGGGGCAUUUAAUCUGCCCCUCACAUGCUGAUUGACUUUGGCCUUCCUCUCUCACAUCACUGCUCUCAGGUUCUUCUAUUAAGUGGAACCAAAAGCACUUCUCUCUACAAAUUCGUGUACUGAUUGCACAGGACAGAUGGGAAAGUGCUCUUCAGACUACAAAACUCACUGAAUAAGCACAAAGACACGUUUCUGUGCAGCCCCAAGGUAAGGGAGCUCCAAGGAGACAGCACGAAGAUUUCUAUCAGGGCAAGAGUGAUUUAGUUCCAAGAGCUCCUUUCUCAACUCCACAUUCCAGGGUUGGAGCCCACCCCAGUCCCUUUCCCAGCUUAGACAAAGAGCUGUCACGUACCCCCAGUCAUGAGGAGCAAAGCCCUGUCCUUAUCACUCUCCCAUCUGCCCUAACAUUUAAAAGAAUAUUUAGGAUCUUCGUUGAGAUACUAUUCACAUACUAUAAAAUUCAUCCAUUUAAACUGUACAAUUCCAUGGUUUUUUGUACAUUCAGGGUUAUAAAACCAUCGCUGUGAUCUAAGUUCACAACACUUUCACCACCCCAAAAAGAAACCCCAUACCCAUUAGAAGCCACUUCUCACUACCUCCCACCCACCCUACACAACCUCUAAUUUAGUUUCUGAUUUUAUAGAUUUAUCUGUUCUAGGCAAUUCGUAUAACUAGAAUCAUACACUAUGUGGCCUUUGAGACUGGCUCUUUUCAGUUAGCAUAAAGUUUCAAGGUCCAUCCAUGUUGUAACAUGUGUUAGUACUUCAUUCCUUUUUAUUGCCCAGUAAUAUUCCAUCAGAUGAAUUAUCACAUUCUGUUGAUCCUUUCAUCGGUUGAUGGGCAUUUGUGUUGUUUCCACUUUGCUUGCCUGUUACAAAUAAUGUUGCUAUGAACAUACAUUCAUCUACAAAUUUUUAGGAGGACAUAUGUUUUCAUUUCUCUUAGGUAUAUACCAGGGAAUAGAAUUGCUGGGCUGUAUAGUAACUUUAUACUUAACAUCGAGGAGCUAUCAAACUGUUUUCCAGAGUAGCUGAACCAUUUAACAUUCCCACCAACAAUGAAUGAGAUUUACAGUUUCUCCACAUUCCUGCCAACAUGUAUUGUCUGUCCUUUUGAUAAUAGUCUUCUUGAUAGGUGUGAAGUGGUGUGUCAUGUGGUUUCGAUUUGCAUUUCCCUAAUGAUUGAUGUUGAGCAUCUUUUCAUAAGCUGAUUGGCGAUUUGUGUAUCUUUUUUGGAGAAAUGUCUAUGUAAAUACUUUGCCCAUGUUUAGUUGUGUUAUUCGUCUUUUUAUUGUUGAGUUGUAAGAGUUCAUUAUAUAUUCUGGGUACUCACCACCUAUCAGAUACAUGAUUUGCAAAUAUUUUCUGCCAUUCUAUAAGUUGCCUUUAUAUUUCCUUGAAAAGAGUCAUGAGAAGUGCCAAAGCUUUUAAUUUUGGUAAAGUCUAAUAUAACUAUGUUUAUUUUUGUUGCUUGUUAUUCGAGUGUUACAUCGAAGAAACAAUUGCCUAAGCAAGGGCACAAAGAUUUAAUUCCUAUUUUUUCUUCUUAAAGUUUUAUAGUUUUAGACCUUACAUUUAAGUCUAUGAUCAAUUUUGAGUUAACUUUUGUAUAUGGUAUGAGGUAGGAGUCCAAUUUAAUUCUUUUACAUGAGGAUAUCAAGUUGUCCUAGCACUAAGGAAAAGAGCAUAAAUAUGCAAUAAUACUGUCUUUUAAAAUUGGCUACAUAAUUUCCUUAGCCAGCACUCUCUAUUAGGCAAAUCUGCUAGCAGUGAAUUCUCUUAGCUUUUGUUUAUCUGGAAAUGUCUUUAUUUCAUCUCAGUUGUUUGAAAGAGUUUUGCUGGAUGUAAGAUUCUUCACUGAGACUUAUUUUCUUUGGGCGCUUUGAAUAUGAUAUCCCACUGCCCCUGGCCUCCAUGGUUUCUGAUGGGGGUAGGUUGUUACCCUUCUUGACGUUCCCUUGUACAGGAUGAUUCAUUUUUCUCUUAUUGCUUUCAAGAUUUUUUAUCUUUGGCUUUCAACAUUUUGUCUGGGUAUAGAUCUUUUUUGUAUCUAUCCUACUUGGAAUUCACUGAGCUUCUUGGAAGUGUAGAUUAAUUUUUUUCAUCAAAUUUGGUAAUUUCUCAGCCAUUAUUUCUUAGAAUAUUUAUUCUGUCCCCUUCUCUCCUCUGUUUCUGGUACCCCCAUUAUGAAAAAGUUAGUGUACUUAAUGCUGUCCCACAUUUGUCUAAGGCCUGCUCAUUUUUCUUCAUUCUUUUUAUUUUCUACUUCAGAUUGCAUAAUCUCUAGCAAUCCAUCUUCAAGGUGGCUGACUCUUUCUUCUGCUAUCUCAAAGUUACUGUUCACCCCUCUGGUGAUUUUCUUAUUUUGGCUAUUGUACUUUUCAGCUGCAGAACUUCCAUUUGCUUCUUUUUAUAUAUAAUUUCUGUCUCUUUAUUGAUUUUCUCUGUUUGGUGAGACAUUGCCACACCUUCCUUUAAUUUUUUUAAGCAUGUUUUCCUUUGUUCUUUGAACAUAUUUAUAAUAGUUGCUUUGAAGUCUUUGUCAGCUAAGUCCAACAUCUGGGACCCCUCAAAAGCUGUUCCUACUGCCUGUUACUUUUCAUGCACAUGGAUCACACUUUACUGUUUCUUUGAUUUUCUUGAAAUUUUGUUCAAAACUGGACAUUAUUCAGCUGUCUGAAUUUCUGCUUAUCAAGGACUCCAGUAAUAGGAUUAAGACCCAUCCUGAUUGAGGUGGGCCACACCUUAACUGAAGUAACCUCAUCCAAAGGUCUUAUUUGCAAUGAGUUCACACCCAUAGGAAUGGAUUAAGUUUAAGAUGUUUUUCUGGAGGACAUACAGCUUUGGACCACCACAAUCCCCUUGGCUGUGCUGCCUGGAGUAGAACUUAUACAACACAAGCUGAGAAGGAUGAGAAACACCAAUAUCCUGCUCCUUCUGAGGUGAAACCAUGGCCCUAGAUGAGGAUCUGGGAGGAGAGGGAGCCUUAGGUUCUUGGCCACACCUACCCAGAGUAGAGUUUCCAUAAGGUAGAGCAGGAUGGGGGAAGGGAGCAGGUCAUGAUUCAAAUGCCGCAGCCCCUUACUAUUCUCACCAAGAUUUGGUAGACUUUCUAGAAUGAGUGUUUCUCCAUUUGGCUUUAUGUCCUUAGGACAAUUUCUGCUGACUUGAAAUGACUGACAUUUGUAAUUUUGGCCAGUGAAAUUGUUAUUUUGUUAGGGAGAUGGUCCCCCAAGAUCCUCACUCUGUCAUUCGGGAAGUCCUAAGUUGGUUGGUUGGUUGGUUGGUUGGUUCAUUGGUUGGUUGGUUGGUUGGUUGGUUGGUUGGUUGGUUUUGCAAUGACAAUGAAGAAAUGGGGUGCAUAUGUGAGAACUUGGUCCAUCAGGUAGAAAAGAUGUAGAUCUGAGUCCUACAUCAGGGACUUUUUCCCCAUCCCUUGUAUGUGCAAAAUUUUAAGCUUUCCCUGCCAGUCAUCCAGUCACCAUCUGCCUUUCCAGGCCCUGGGCUCAGCUGGAGUCCAGAGCUGCUGACCAGCAAGUGGACAGGCCGCCAGAAGAGGGAAGAAAAGCGGAGUGCUCUUUGGAGAAAAAGAGGGGCUGUCCACCUUGGCUGGAACGAGCUCCUCCCAUGGGACCUACCUGGCUGGCUGAAUGUCUCAGCAUUGUCCAGAGAAGACAGAAGAACUGAUAAAUCAUCACCCUUGCACAUGAGAGAAUGGGAAUUUGGAGAAACCGAGUUUCAUUUAAGUAGAAUAUGAUGCCCUGAGUUUCACAAAAUGACAAGGGUGGAAACAGCUGCACAAAGAGAAAAACACAUGCUAGAAGUCAGGUGUCAGCUGUAUGGCCCUGCUUGGCUCUGCCAAGAUUUGGGGCCUUGGGUAAUUCUUGUUAUGUAACUUGAAGGCUACCUCUAAUAGCCCAUCCAGCGCCAAGCCUCAGGGACCCCAGCUAUGCACUCUAAUAGGGAGCAUCUGCCCAAUCUCAGAGCAGGCCCAAGAGAAAUCCAGCACUGAGUCUUAAGUUACAGUUUGCAACGUUUUGAUGGCACUAGCUGCUGGGAAAUUUUCAGUAUCUCAGGCAGUGGGAAAUGUCAAAGGUGGGAGGAGGGGGUUGCAUUGGGGAAUAUACUGGGGCAGGAACAAGAGCCCAUCCAAUGGAAUUUUACCAACUAAUGGAUACUGAAAGCCUCUGUGAGUCUCAGAUCACAUUUCCCUUUAAAAAGCAAGUAAUGAGUAGAGCUAAUGGGCAAUGGAUUUGAUGAUUCAUUUGUCCCUAAACAGCUACUUCUGACUGAGGGUACCCAUGGCCUCCCCACUCAGCCGCAAGUUGCUUUUCUGAGGUGUCCAGAGUGGGGGUGGGGUUGCCACCAGCUCACUGUUGCUUUGGUUUCCAGGAAACUGGGUGAGAUUUUUGUAGCCCUGAGUCUUGGGUUCCUCUUUCCAGAGUGGAACACAUUCCUUUCUUUCAAAACCAGCAGCCCCAUGAUAAAUUUAGAGAACAGGUUGCUAGGAACAAGAGUCAGCUUAAAUCGACAAACCUUUUUUUAGCCCCCACUGUGUGCACCAGGCACCAUGCUAGCUGCUGGGGUUGAAGGGAUGAGUAAGGCAUGCUGUCCGCCACAUAGAUAGCACCACAAGUGUGGCUGACAUGAAGUAGAUGUGAGGGUUGCAGUUGCAAACACUAUGCUGAAUUUGGAUGGGGAAAUCCAGGAAGACUUCUCGGAGGAGAUAAACUUUGAGUUGGGCUUCAAAAGUGGGUUUAGAAUAUAAUCAGGUGCAAAAUUAUAUAACCUGGGACAGGGAACCAUGGCCAUGUUCACCAGUGUCAGAAAGGGACAGUUAUAUUUUCCACACAUAGUGAAGAAGGUUUUUGUGCAGUAGACAGAGUAAAAGGCAAAGAGCUGUCUCAACGAUGACAAUAACAGGUGACAGCAACUGAGUCCUAAGUGCACGUGGCAUUCGGGACUUGGCAUGUUCACUCUCAUCUAGUCCUCUCACCCUAUGGGGUGUGAUCUGUUGGGGUCACAUUUUAUAGAUGGGGAUUUAGUGACUGGCACGCAGCUAGUAAAUGGCGGAGUAAGGAUUCAUGCAGACCCCAGGCCUGGUUCUCAGUGCCAUCAGGAGAUCAGAGUCCAAGCCUGGCCAGAGACCUCAACUGUGGCUUUCCUCUUGGGGCCUCCCUCCUUUCAUCUUUGAAUGAGGAGGGGCUUGACCUGUGUCACCCUGUGACUUUCAUUUCUAGGGCAGUUGAGUCUGGGUGGGCAGAGAGAAGGGGAUGAUGGGGAGAGAAGAAGGAAGGGGAAAGUGGGGAGCGCUCAGCCUGAGGAGUGGAACGCGUCCCCCUUCUCUACUGCUCCGCACUUUGGCUGUGACUGCUGUUUACCUGUCCCCUCCUUUGUUGUACAUCUUGCCCAUGUAAUUUCUAUUCUGAGCACUAAGCAGCCCCCACCCCAACCACCACCUAUCCAGAGCUGGUGCCCCCAGCUUGGCCUGCCCCAGGCACAUCCCGGAGCCUGUUAUGCUCACUGUUCAAGGCCCUGGCCAUUUGGACACUUCCUGGGGGGGGGGCAUGAUGGGAGAGCCUGGGAGCUGUGUCAAGCCCUCCUGCAAGCCCCUGCUAAGCCCAGGAUGAGAACCACGGCCUCAGCAAUGUUUGCCUCUCUCUGUGCAGGUAAGACACAGGUAAGCAAUGACACCUCGACACACAGACACCCAGCAUGGGCUCCCUCUGAGGUUUCCUCCCCCCUGCCUGGGUCUCCUGCUCCCUCCUGCUGGCUGUGCUCCAAACCCUGGGGUUGAUAAAAAAUGUUACUAGAUGCCAACCAGACUCAGCUAUGCAAGGGCUUCUCUACCCCUGAUCCCAGAGCUCCCUGGCUAAGAACUCUCUCAGCAGUGGAAGCGAACGGCACACGGCUCUUGUCCAGCCAAAGUCACCUUCCCAGAGCCCCCACCCCUCACACUGAUUCCAGGCAAAAGCAGUGGGUUCUCUGCCAGGUGUGCAUAAUAGCCAAUUCAUAACAGGGUUCAAAGAGAGAAAGUUUAACACUAGGCACAGAGCAGGAGAUCAGAUGGACUUGAGCGCAAAAAUCUGUCUCCCUGAACUUCAGUAAUUCUGGCAAUUUUAUGGUAUCAAAAGAUGGGCAGGUUUUAGGAUAAUGAGUACAAUGGCUCCAGAUGACAAGGUUAGAGAUGAUCUAAUU